AUGCAGCUCAUUCUUUUCUACCGGUGUAAGUCGGGAUGGGUACCCCGAUUGCUUCGGUGUGCUAUACUGCUCUCUGUGUUCAGAAAGACAGUAUCGUACGGUCUACCGUUUUCUACAAAACCUGCAAGCAUCUGGUCGGAGCUGCUUUGGAAUAACGGGUCGUCACAGGAUACCCUGGCCUCCUCCACAAACCGAAUCGUCCCCGGCGAGCAGUGUGAUCGGGUGUGCGUAGCCGGUGAGCAACCCCUAACAUGCCACUUUCACUGGAAGCUGGAGAACUUUGCCAGCAUGGGCUCGUCCUGCUGGAACUGCAGUCGCGGUGUGCGGUCCCACUGCUUUCACCGACAAUGCGUAACCACCGAUGGUACGGAGCGCGGUGUACUGACCAUCAACCGAAAGCUCCCCGGUCCGAUGGUGCACGUUUGCAAGCACGAUACGGUCGUGGUGGAUGUGAAGAACCAUCUCGAGGGUGCCGGUUCGACGAUCCACUGGCACGGUUUCCAUCAGCACGCGACCCCCUGGAUGGACGGUGUCCCGAUGGUCACGCAGUGUCCGAUCGCGCAGGGUACCACCUUUCGUUAUCGUUUCGAGGCGGAAGAAGCAGGGACCCAGUUCUAUCACUCACAUGCCGGCUUCCAGAAGGCGAACGGACACUACGGUAUGAUUGUGGUGCGGAAUCCCACCGACCUGAACCGGGCGCUGUACGACCACGAUCUGUCCGAGCACCGGAUCAUCAUUUCGGACUGGACACGGGACAUGGUGGAGAAGUGGGUCCCGGGCAUCCAGUCCGACUCGAUGCGCAUCGACUCCAUCCUGAUCAAUGGCCGCGGACGAUAUUUUAAUGCAACGCUCGGCUCACGAACCGAGGCACCACUGACGGUGUAUCGCGUCGAGUACGGUCAACGGUACCGCUUCCGGUUGAUCAGCAGUGGCAGCCAGUACUGUCCGUUUCAGCUACAGAUUCAGAAUCACAGCAUGCUGGUCAUCUCGACGGACGGUGGAACGGUGGAGCCAGAAUAUUCGUUCGACACCCUCGUCUCCAUAUCCGGCGAACGGUAUGAUUUCGUGCUGGAAGCGAACCAACCCCCGGGCAACUACUGGGUUCGAGUGCGUGCCAUCGGUUUCUGCGAUCCGAUGCGUGUCGAGGACUUUGCCAUCCUGUCGUACGUGAUGCCGGAGACGGAUGUCACCCCCGAGGAAGGUCUCACGGUGGAGCAAACGUUGGCCUUCCCUCCGAACGAACGGAUACCGGCGUUCGAUGAACCGUAUCCGAUCGGGACGAUACUCAAUCACCAAACCGCACCGUGCUAUACGCCCAACGAUACGUACGUAUGUGCCGCCGACCUGGAAUCGUACGAAAUGUACCGGGAUGAGGAGCUCAUCGAGGCCGUACCGGAUCGUAGCUUUCUGUUGGGAUUCUACGUGAAGCGGGUCAACAACAGUGUACUGUUUUCCGAUCGUGGGAGUGACCACUUUGCAACUGUACGGGAUGACUUCAACACGAUAGGGGCAACGAAUAUGAUCAGCUACGAGCCACCGUCCUUCCCGUUGCUCAUCCAGCCGGAGUUGAUAGUGGACGAGAAUACGCAGUUCUGCAACGUUAGUCACAAGCCGGCCCACUGUACGGACGAUAAGCUGUGCUUCUGCACCCACCGGCUAAAGGUGAAGCACAACGACAUCGUGGAAAUUGUGCUGAUCGAUACGGCACCAGUUGUGCAAGCGUUCUAUCAUCCUUUCCAUCUGCAUGGCCACCGGUUCAUCGUGACGGAUACGGGCCAGUUCCCGAGUAAUGUUACCUCUUCCGGCUUGUUCGACUAUAUUCGAAAUCUACAAACGGUUCGGCGACCGAACGCACACAACCCCCCGUACAAGGACACCAUGUCGAUACCGAACCGGGGAUUUGUCAAGAUUCGUUUCCGGGCCAACAAUCCGGGAUUCUGGCUCGUGCACUGCCACUUUGAGUGGCACCUUGCCAACGGGAUGGCGCUCGUGUUGCAGAUUGGUGAGCCGGGGGAGAUGCGGAAACCGCCGGCCGAUUUCCCCCGCUGUGGCAACUAUCUACCACCGAUAAAUGGAGUUUGAUGGCCGGAUAAUCCUGAUGUUCCUGGG
Anopheles aquasalis is the source of this 2109-nucleotide messenger RNA. RefSeq lists its product as uncharacterized. Gene Ontology annotation, molecular function: copper ion binding; oxidoreductase activity. The record is from RefSeq and is a predicted model, not a curated record. Lineage: Eukaryota; Metazoa; Arthropoda; Insecta; Diptera; Culicidae. Gene Ontology annotation, cellular component: plasma membrane. Gene Ontology annotation, biological process: iron ion transport.